CCUGGAGCUGCGGGCGAGGCGCGGCCUGCCCUCGAGGAGUGGGCCGGUGCGGUGCAAUCCCCUGCCCUCCCCCGUCGGUGUGCGGUGGGAAGGGGCCCUUCUUGUCAAGGAGUGAUAAAGAGCAUCUUCCCGCAGCAGACACUUAGAACUGACUGAGGACGCUAAUCCACUCGAGGAGAGGAUAAAGCCCGGCCGUGCUAAGCGCUUAAGUGCCAGGCAUCUCCUGAGAGGCUUCUCACGUAGUAAUUUCAUCUUUUAAAAUUAUGUCCGCAGGCUUCCACAUCUGCAACGUCAUUUCUUAAGGGCAGGGAUAACUAGUUGAGCUUCACAUAGUGUGUUCAGUUCACCUACUGAUAGGAGGCAGCUUCUAUCUGGUUUUGAAAAGCUGUAUUCCUGCUUUUAACAGGCCUAGCUGAAAAGGCCCAGUGGAGGAAGUAGAGACAGAGGUAGGUUGUGACCCAGAACUGUUUGGUGACCCAUUAAAGUUGUGACCCAAAUCAGACUCUGGGUCAAAGACACAGCAAGCAAGAAUACAAAAUAUUCUCCCACACAGGUAUACAUAGUUUUCUCUUAAUGUAAGCUGAAGUCAGUAUUCAUUCCCUCAUGUAGGAGAAUUAACAGUUCGUAUCCUUACCAGAUAGUGAACAUGUAGCUGUCAGUAUCAUGUAAUGCUCUGUGUGGUGAUGUAACUGGCAAACAGAGUCAUGUUCUGCAUUAAACGUGUAGUUGUGGAAAUACUCCUAUUUCAAUUAGAGGAAUGUGGAUAAGUGAACUUGAUUUUUAUUCUGAAAGUUCCUAAGCUAUCUUCUUUGUGCUUUGUCCUGUUGUAUGUUUGAAGUUAUUUUGGCCUUUUAUUUGUUAUUUUUUAAUAACGAUCAUCUUUCUAUUUACACAGAGUCAUGUUUACAUAAAACACCAAAGAGAUCAUUGAGUAGGAAAUCCCGAAUACCUACUUUCAGCUCUCCUGUUAAUGACACCGAUAUACAGCAAGAAAUAUUUUGGGAUCCUCAUUCACCAAUUGCACAAAGACUAGGCAAUGGAAAAACCAAACGGUCUACUGGUAGAUGCGCAGUAGAAAUUUCAGAAAUUGUUAAUCGUAUUGCACCUCAGGAUGAAAAAGCAGCGUGUAAUGAAGGCUCCCUUUUAGGGACGUGGAUUGGUGAGGAUGCUAUUCCCUGUACACCUGGAGCAGUAAAAGUGAGAGCUAGGACAAAGUUAAGUUGUGCAAGGGACCUUAAAAUAAAAAAUCCUGAAGAGGAACUCAUGAAAUUGGCUAAGGAAUUUGAUAAAAAUCUAGUAGAGCUAGAUGCUGUUCAGGAACAAGAGAAGCUUGGUCAUGACUUCAUUCAGACCACCUCAGAGUCUCUAAAUAAUUCUGAAGAUGAAGUAAAUACAAAGAACCUGAAAUCACUCCUUGGUCAAGUUUCUGAAACAGAUACUGCUCUGUCCCUGAAACCAGUUGGCCAGAGCACUGGCAUCCCUGCUGCAGAGCACUGUCAAUCUAGCAGUCAAAAGUCUAUAGACCUUGAGGCUGAAAUAGCCCUUCAUGCUCUUUUUGACUGCUCUACCCAGAAGUGUAGUGGACAGUUGAGCCAAGGACUAUCAUGUUUAAAUGACAGUUUCCAUGAAAGUAAAAGCACCUUGGAGGAGGAACACCUUCCUGAGCAAAUUAAAGACAUGCAACAAUGUAAUUCAGAGGCACUGGGAAAUGUGAACCAGACUUUUCUAAAACCUGAUACUCGCACAUUGACAAAAAAAAAUCCCUCUUCUUUGAAGACACAGUCGGUGGUCUCCAAUACUCAUGCUGGAGUAGUUAAUGAUGACUUUGAUGACUGGGAUACAGACUUUUUGGCAGAUGACUCUUUUGUGAUACAAAUAACCCAAAAUCCUGAAUUGAAAAGUACAGAAGAAGCACCAAUUCCUGCAAAUCCAUCUGUGCACUGUUUCAGUGAUGCUAGCAGAACAAAGGAAGGGAGUAGUUGCAAUUCAGUAACUUGUUUGGGGAGUGUACACAAAUCUAACAGUUUGCAGUUUUCACCUUUGAAACAUUCUAGUAAAAACACACGAAAUGUUGUAAAAUCUCUUUCUUUGCAAAAGCCAUAUAAUACACAGAAGUCAAAGACAGAGACCAUAGUCUUUCAUGGCAAAUGUGAUGUCAAGCCAGGUAAAAUAAAUUCUGUUUGGAAAAGUGCUCAGAACAGUGAUUUGAACUAUACUGCUGUUUCAACACAAUCUGAAGUGAAGAAUGGAAAUGAAGCUAUUCAGUGUAAAAGUUACCCUCUUCCUAUUUUUCCUUCAAGAUCUAAUCCUCAUAGACAAUGGACUGAAAAACCUGGGGAUAACACACACAGUAUUUUCUGUCAAUCAUCCAGUGUUUCUACCAAUAUGAAACCUAAUGAUCUAACUAAAGUGGUUAACCAGGCUAAUACAGGUCGCUCAAAUCAAGUUGAAAUACUAAAGAAACGUCCUCUGUCAUUUGAUGACUGUAAUGAACCAAAAUUCUCUGAUGAGAUAUUAGAUAUGUUUUGUGAAUCCGAUAGUCUUUGGGAUGCAAACUCUGAGGAUGAUGAAUUGUUGUAUCAGGUGUGUGAUGAUAUAGAAAAGCAGACGCAGAGCCAGGAUGUUAAACAAGGAUAUGAAAGAGCUAAAACUAUCCAAGGAGCCAGUAUUAAUUCCAGAUCAAAUGCUGAUAACAGCUUCCCAGCAUCUAAACAAGGACUACCUGAUCUCCUCUUGGCACAAAAACCAAGUGCAAAACAGGAUGCUUUCUCACUAAAUGAUUCUUGUAGGACUUCCUCAAAGAUUACACGUGGGCUGACCAUAACAGGUCACAUAGUGAACUGUAAAAAUGGUUCAAGUCCUCUUACUGUGAUCUCGAGUACUUCCAUGGACUGUAAAUACACACUGUCUAAAAACUGUCAUCAAGCUGCUUCUGAAGAUUCUACAAAGACUCUUUUGGGAAAAUGGUACAGGUCAAAUUCUGUGCCAGCAGGAGAGACUGGUUCUGAAGUAAGUCCUGUUAAUGCAUUAGAUGUUUUUAGUAGCAAAAUACCAGACAGCCCAGAUCUUUUGUAUAAUAUGGGAAAAAUGUCAAAUAACAAUUCUGGUAAGAAAACAUCACUUAUGCCUUCAAAGUUUAAGUUCAAAAAGACUAACAAUUCUCAGGGUGCUCUUCAUGUAGGGUCCGAAAAUGCAGAGAGUCAUUCUGGCAUUGGAAUUACUCUGCAGGGUUUGGAAGGAAGCAAGAAUCAUGUGAAUGUGACUUUGCACAGCAUGCUUGACAAUAAGAAACCACCUUUCAAGAGGCAUCUUUCAGAGUCUUUUGCACUGCCUACAUCAGUGUCUGUAGUGGAACAAAAAAAUAGAAAAUGCUCUCAAGAAGAGAUUGAAAGAAAAAAACAGGAAGCUCUUGCACGAAGAAAAUCCAGAAUGCAGGCGUUCUUUAAAGACACUUGAAUUUGGAGUUUAUUUUGUGUAUGGAGUAAGUUUUCGGGGUGGAAAUAUUGUAAUGCUGAAAGACACUUUUUUAACUGUGUUCAAAGCU
Athene cunicularia (burrowing owl) is the source of this 3544-nucleotide messenger RNA. It is a transcript of the gene ETAA1, whose product is annotated as ETAA1, ATR kinase activator. NCBI's taxonomy places the organism in Eukaryota, Metazoa, Chordata, Aves, Strigiformes, Strigidae. The record is from RefSeq and is a predicted model, not a curated record. The coding region runs from base 829 to 3456 and encodes 875 amino acids. The transcript has 5 exons.